UCGGGUGUCUGGACAGAGGGAUAGAGAGAGAAGAAGAAGAAGGUUCUGGUUUUUAUUAUCCUAUCCAAAAACUCAGCUCAGUGUUGUUUCUUCCUUCACAAAAGGAUUUUGCAGAAGGUUUUGAGCAAUGGCGGCUCUACAGAGCUCCUUUACUGGUCUCUCUAUAUCCUCCACCUCCUUCUUCGGCCAACGCUUUUCUCCUCCUCUCUCCUUUCCUCUGGUUAAAUCAACAGAAGGUCCAUGUUUGAUUACAGCAAAGCUUAAGCGAUGGGAGCGUAAAGAAUGUAAGCCAAACAGCCUUCCAGUACUACACAAAAUGCAUGUAAGGCUGGGUGAUACUGUAAAGGUAAUAUCCGGCCAUGACAAAGGUAAAAUCGGAGAGAUCACCGAGAUCAUCAAGCACAACAGCAAAGUAGUAGUAAAAGAGGUGAACUUGAAAACCAAGCAUGUGAAGAGUCGGAGUGAGGAGGAACCAGGCCAGAUAGUCAAGAUUGAAGCUCCUAUUCACAGCUCAAACGUGAUGCUUUACUCAAAAGACCAGAAGGUAACCAGUCGGGUGGGCCACAAAACGUUAGACAAUGGAAAAAGAGUCCGGUACCUCAUUAAAACUGGGGAAAUCAUCGAUAGUGCAGAGAACUGGAAGAAAGCAGUCAAAGAGAAGGGGAAAACAACAGAAGCAGUAGCUGCUGCUUCCUAGGAGAUCACUGGUCUGUAAAUUCUAGUUCGAUUUUGCUAGUUUUGAACCUUCUCUCAUUGAUAUAUUAUGAUUCUGUUAUCACCUUCAACUUUUUAAAUCAGUAACAGAAGAUUUUAUAUUAAAGUACAUUU
Messenger RNA from Solanum stenotomum, 828 nucleotides. RefSeq names its product 50S ribosomal protein L24, chloroplastic. Gene Ontology annotation, cellular component: ribosome; mitochondrion. The transcript is spliced from 4 exons. Gene Ontology annotation, molecular function: RNA binding; structural constituent of ribosome. The record is from RefSeq and is a predicted model, not a curated record. NCBI's taxonomy places the organism in Eukaryota, Viridiplantae, Streptophyta, Magnoliopsida, Solanales, Solanaceae. Bases 128 to 697 code for a protein of 189 amino acids. Gene Ontology annotation, biological process: translation.